This is a messenger RNA of Onychomys torridus (southern grasshopper mouse), 1060 nucleotides long. RefSeq names its product guanine nucleotide-binding protein G(s) subunit alpha isoforms XLas-like. NCBI's taxonomy places the organism in Eukaryota, Metazoa, Chordata, Mammalia, Rodentia, Cricetidae. The record is from RefSeq and is a predicted model, not a curated record. The transcript is spliced from 4 exons. Bases 1 to 930 code for a protein of 309 amino acids.
AUGCCCCCAACAGGCUGGGGAGUCAUGCUAGCUCAGGACAGCAAAGCCAGUCAUUCUCUCAGCCCCAACUGUUUUUGGAAUGUGGCUGGGAAGGAAAGCAAAGCAAGGGCUUGGUCACCCUUCGUCUGCCGCCGCUUCACGAACACGAGACACGCGCGCAGCAAAACAGCUCUGCCUCGGCGGGACGCCGCCCCGAUCCCCGCCGCCCGCGCAGGCCGCGCCGGAAACACCGCGCGCUCGGCGGAAGCGCCCGGGUUUGAAAGCCGCCGCCGCCGCCCCGGCCCACAAAGGCCGCCAGCCCGCCCGCCCGCCCGCCUGCCUGCCUCGCGCCGGGCCGGGCCCACCCUCGCCUCCCGCCGCCCAGCUCAUCGCGCCACUCCGCCGGGCUGCACUCACGCGGCCGCACGCACGGCGGGGGCGUGGCGCUGCGGGGACCCGGGCCGCUCGCUUCCGCCCCCGCUACCGCGCGCCUCCUGGGUUAGGCCGUCACGGCCUACGGCCCGCGUCCGCGCCCUGGCCCGCUCCUGCAGCCGCUCCGCCGGCUCCCAGGUGCCCGCGGCCGGACUCCGCCUUCAUCUGGCUCACCGCGCCCUUUUCCUUUUGCCCCACCGGAAAGCCAAAACAAUUGGAGCCGCGCAGGCGCGGGAAGGAAACGGAAAGCAGGAAGGGCGGAGGCGGCGCGAGGUGACGCUGGCGUCUGAGCCGGGGCUUCCCGGGCGACCGCUGGGCGGCCAGGGCGCGUGCGCGGAGCGGGGUCGCCUUCCCGUCCUGUCCCCACACCGCCGUUCCCCUCCCUUGCCCCCGCCAGCUGCCCCGGCUCAGGCGUGGCCUGGGAAAAGCAUCUCCGGAAGCUCUAUGCAGCGGCAUCAGGAAUUCUGUGGCUGGUGCAGUUAUUCCUCCUUGAGGUGUCUCCCGGAGCCCAUGGUCUGACAUCCCCAUGAUUCAUUGAUCAACCUACAGAAAAGAAGUAUGAAGCAAGACUUGGGAGAUGUGAGUACUUGCGUGGCAGAAUGCAUGAUGAAUAUACCAAGGCAUGUGUUCAAUCCCAGCACCCAGAACC